This is a messenger RNA of Metarhizium album ARSEF 1941, 1935 nucleotides long. Its product is annotated as Fungal Zn binuclear cluster domain containing protein. Gene Ontology annotation, molecular function: DNA-binding transcription factor activity, RNA polymerase II-specific; zinc ion binding. Bases 1 to 1935 code for a protein of 644 amino acids. Lineage: Eukaryota; Fungi; Ascomycota; Sordariomycetes; Hypocreales; Clavicipitaceae. The record is from RefSeq and is a predicted model, not a curated record. Gene Ontology annotation, biological process: regulation of DNA-templated transcription. The transcript is spliced from 9 exons.
AUGCCAAAGCCGGGACAGCCUGAGCGGAAGCCGGGUCGCGGGCCUGUCAAACUGGCGUGUCUGGCCUGCCGUGUAUCAAGAAUUCGCUGCGACGGGGACCAACCGUGCCACGGGGUGUGUGAAAUCUACCAUGGCGACUCGUCAGCUUUCCGUCUUGUUCGACAAACUAACUUGCAGGCGUUCCAGUGCCAAAUGCGAAACCGGGAAUGUUCAUACACGCCAAGUCGCCGCGGAGGGUCACGAAAGAAGAGAAGUGUGGCUGUGAAACCAACCGGCGAUGAACAACCUGAUUUUGCUUUCCCUUCCCCCCCUCUGACUGAGAUUGACCACCUCACCUCGCCCGGCGCUGGGCUAAGAUUGCUCUCCUUUGAUGAGAUUAACAAUCUAUCUAAUGGUGAUGGCAAUCUUGGGACCCGUGACGCAGGAGCGGAUGACGUCGGACAACACGCUGUUCGGAUAUAUGACAGUGAGCACGCUAUAUUGAAUGCCUACUACAUCUACCUCCAUCAAUACUUCCCAAUACUUCCGCCUCCGGUGCAGCCUGUUACCCCUGACAACCCGAUACGGACCACGGGCCUUGAAGGAUGCUUUCCCAUGACUUUGUCUUCGCCAUUGUGCCUGGCCAUAUCAGCCAUGCUGGCUCUGAUCCCGUUUCCCGACCAGGCUCCUACACCAGUCGUUGCAUCCGAGGAGCCUCCCAGAAGAUUAGUAGCCCACAAGCUGGCUCAAAUGGCUUUGGCCUGUGCGGAGGCAGACUCUGAACUAAUUGACGACAAUCCCGGUGGUGAUCCAAGUCCGAUUCCUUUCAAGGGUCAACCGAUUCCUCGCUUUCCGGUACAUCCCAGAACUCCAGUGACGCUUGAAGCCGUGCUUGCGCUACUACUGUUAAGCAAUUAUGAGCAUACGCAGAGAGGAAAUAUGCUCAAAAUGACCACGAGAGCAAGCCAGGCCUUGAUUAUGGCGAAAAAUAUGUCUCUCCAUCGACUAAAUGAUUAUGACGACGAGUUUGCUGAAGCCAAAAGGAGAGCCUGGUGGAUGAGUUACUUUCGGGCUCAAUUGUGCUCCGUUGUUCGUCAGAGUGCAUCCAUUAUUAUGGAGGAUGAUACUCAUUUUACCACUCCAUAUCCCACCAUACAAGGGGAUCCCGAGGUAUGGCCGUUGUACGUCGAGUCUCUUCGUGUAUCUUUCGCGACGGUCCGGCUUGCAGCAGCCAGAGAACCUCCAUCCGCAAAGCCCGACCCAGACUUACUGCGAUCCAAGUCUGAGAAAAUAGCAGCAUUAGACGCCCAGGCCGUACAAUUGAUUGGACACGCCAAGAGUGGUCUGCGAUCCAAGGCGCCACCCAUUGACGGAGAUCCAUCGAGCGAGCAGCUUGUUGCCAAAACGAUGCGCAGUAUUGCAGCCAUUAGAAGUUCCAGUGCUAGAAUUCGACUGCAUAGAUACCAUGCAUUCUCGGAUAUUCCUCUAUUCAGCAUGGACCAUUGUGACUUGAGUUCGCCGGACUUUGUUCCCGACACUGACAAUGCCAUUCCACGGCCUAACCCGCUUGAGUCAUCGCCUUUCACAUUCGAUGAAGCUGCGGAGGUUUGCGUAGAAUCGGCAUUAGAGGUAUCUCGGCAGCUGAAGAAGCUACCAUAUCCUGACAAGACGCUUACUACCAUUCCGGCUCGAAUGACCCCAACUAUUUUAUGCUGUGCAAUGCAUGCCAGCUACGUGAUGAUGAUGCAGUUCUAUCGACUCUAUUUGAGGCAUCAACAAGAGGUUGGAGGUAUCAUGACGACAAACUUUGAACGUCGAGUGGACGAACUCCGCCAUUCUCUGCAGGACAUCAUCGCAGCUCUAGAUGGAUUUGCAAACGUGCUGGAAGCUAUCCGUGGAAUGAAGGUGGAUGUUGAAGCGGUUUUCACUGUGGCAUUCUGUGACAUGAUGAGCUAA